AUGGGCCCCGGGGACUUCCGCCGCUGCAGAGAGAGACUUUCCCAGGGGCUCCAGGGACUCCCAGGUAGAGGGGAGCUUUGGUUCCCACCUCGUCCCGCGUGCGGCUUCCUAGGGGACGGCAGGAGCACGGACACCCAGGAGGAGGCCCUGGCCGCCAGCCCGCUGCUGGAGGACCUCAGACGACGACUGACGCACGCCUUCCAGUGGGCGGUGCAGCGCGCGACCUCGAGGCGCGCGCAGGAGGCGGCGGCAGCGGCGGCGCGGGAGGAGCAGAGCUGGACGCGCGUCGAGGCCACCCUGGCCAGGCUGCGGGCGGAGCUGGUGGAAAUGCAUUUCCAAAACCACCAGCUGCCUAGAACUUUACUGGACCUAAACAUGAAAGUGCAGCAAUUGAAAAAGGAGUAUGAACUGGAAAUUACAUCAGACUCCCAAAGCCCAAAAGAUGAUGCUGCGAAUCCGGAAUAAAGAAAUGCACACACAAGGGCUGGGCGUGGUGGCCCAUGCCUGUAAUCCCAGCACUUUGGGAGGCUGAGGUGGGCGGAUCAAGAGGUCAGGAGAUCGAGACCAUCCUGGCUAACACUGUGAAACCCCGCCUCUGCUAAAAAUACAAAAAAUUAGCCAGGCAUGGUAGCGGGCGCCUGUAGUCCUUGCUACUUGGGAGGCUGAGGCAGGAGAAUAGCGUGAACCCAGGAGACAGAGCUUGCAGUGAGCCGAAAUCAUGCCACUGCAUUCCAGCCUGGGCGACAGUGCGAGACUCCAUCUCAAAAAAAAAACGCACACGCAAAGCUCUGGAUCCUAAAACUAACGCAUACAACCCUGAAACAAUUCUGAUGAACACAUUAUGCUUUGCAUAAGUUUUGAGGGGCAAUUUAUAGACCCAAAACUUAGGUGACGGGGGAAGGUGACAGAAAAACAUCUAACAGAGGGGAGAGAAAAAUGAUGUAUUACCAAGUUUUAAAGUUAUUUAUUUGUUAUUUUUACUGAGACAUAGAAGUAAAAUAUAACUAUAGAUAAAUCUCUCUCUCUCUCUCUCACUCAGAGAAUGCUUUAAUGCCAACUUUCGGUAUUCAACCUUAUGUCACCUGACCUUUCUGGCAUUGCCUGAGCUUUCAGAGUUCGUGCUUGUUUUUGAUUAUUCUCGGUUUGUCUGUCCAGCAGCCUGCCCUGCUUCUUGUGGAGAAUUGUUUCUACUUGGAUUCUAACCAUGCCCUUUAGGUGGCCUGUGACUAAUGGUAUUCCACCUUCCUGGAUAUAGUCAUGCAGCUCAAGGCAGCCAGAUGGGUUUGUCCUUAGGAUUUUUUGAAUGGGCACUGAAAGAGGAGGUGAAUAUUUCUGCCAGUAGAAGCUGUGGAUCAGGGGCUUGGAAGUUGCUGGUGGUCACCAUGUGAGAAAGCCCACACCCUAAUAGAGGUGACUGAAACGGAACCACUAAAAGCACAAAAGGGGAGGGAGGGAGGGAGGGAGGGUGCUUCGCUUCCUUGUUCCUGGGGUCUAGCUGUAUAAGAUUCCAGGCCUUGCUCUUGUUUAUGUACAUGAAAUAUUCUGAUAUCCUUCUCAUAAAAUCUCUUUUUGCCUAAGUAAAUUCAAGCUGGAGUUUCAUGACUUGUAUCUAGUGUUCAUAACUAAUACAGUUGUUCAGUUUUAGGAGUUAAAAUGGUUCUUACUGUUGAAUUGGACUAUCUAACUGUAUCCAAAAAGUGCUGUCUUUUUAAUGCAAACAGUAAAGUUAAUAAAAUAGUUGCAGAUCUAAGUGAUAUUUAUAAUGGUUAUUGUCUGUAAAAUACAAAUUAAUUUAUAACAAGCUAUGUAAUUUUAAUAUUUAAUAAACUAUAAAAAUCAGUUCUUGAAGACAGAGACACAGUCUUUCUCUUUUUAAAAUAAAUACAAGGGCCAGCAUGGUGGAUCACGCUUGUAAUUCCAGCACUUUGGGAGGCCGAGGUGGGCAGAUUGCUUGAACUCAGGAGUUUGAGACCAGCCUGGCCAACAUGGCAAAACCCCAUCUCUACUAAAAAUACAAAAAUUAGCAGGGCGUGGUGGUGCUCACCUAUAGUACCAGCUACUCAGGAGGCUGAGGCAUAAGAAUCACUUGAACCUGGGAGGUGGAGGUUGCAGUGAGCCGAGAUCAUGCCCCUGCAGUCCAGCCUGGGUGACAGAGGGGUACUUGGCCCCGAAAAAACAAAUAAAAAAAAAUAAAAUCAAGUUGUUUUAUGUGUAUGAGGAUCUGAUAAUUAUCUGGACUAAGUUUAGUUUGUCCUUAACUUCUUUUUCCACAAUAAGUAAAUUAUUCUAGCCCUUUGGUACUUAAUUUCCCUCUGUAUAAAUGAGGAGUUACCAAGUUCAGCAUUGGCAGAUGAGCAGUCGCCAGCAUCUGCCAAAACGUUCCUUCACACGUUUUGCAUAUGAGCUCUUGGCCUAUAAAUACAUGACUACUAUAUUAAAUUUCAUUUGUAAACUAGAUUUCCUGUUUAUUUCUUCCUUUGAAUUUUAUAGAAAUUUUUAGGAAAGGGUUGGCAUAGUUCCUUGUGGUCUGUUUUUUGAAAAAGCUUCUACUUAACCUUUGGGACAAUCAUUCUUAAGUGUGUUUUAAAGAUUAACAUUGAUAAAUUGUUGUAAUUUUGUGUUUAAAAAAUACUCGAGGUGAUUCAUUGUAUGAGCUCAAUUCCUUACAGAAUACAGACUGCUGAUGUUGGUUAAUACUAAUGUCGUUUGAUUAUACUGAUAAUAUGUUGGGGAUCAAAAGAAAGAAAAUUUAAAAGAGAAAGUAUGAAAAUUGAUGCAUUGUUUUUCACAUUUUUAGGUUUAAAAAGGUCCAUUAUUGUAUUGCCAAGUUUUGGUCACCACUUUUCCCCCACAUCUUUUAGUGAUGAACUUUUGGAUCACUGUAUUUUUUAGAGGCGGCAGAUACAGAAACAGAGUGAGAAACUCCUU
This is a messenger RNA of Pongo pygmaeus (Bornean orangutan), 2928 nucleotides long. RefSeq names its product alanine and arginine rich domain containing protein (gene AARD). The record is from RefSeq and is a predicted model, not a curated record. Lineage: Eukaryota; Metazoa; Chordata; Mammalia; Primates; Hominidae. The transcript has 2 exons. Bases 1 to 465 code for a protein of 154 amino acids.